ACAACAUCAGUCUGCUUCGAGAACACGAUUCGAACGUUCAGUGACUUCAUUGGGUAAGCUGAUGAUAUUUAUCUUAAUUCCCUUGGAUUAUUUUCGUGAUGUGAUAUGUUCUUGACGUCACAGUCGUAAAAUAGCGCGUGAUGUUUAUAUGAUAACGAAUCGAUUUACAGAAUAAACGGUUAAAUAAUGAACAUAAAUAAAAUGCGCGGCCUUCGAUGUAAAGAUGUUUGUAUUCUCUUUUCUCUUUACUAAUUUGUAGGAGAGCCUAUAUAGACCUUGAUUCUACGCGUGUGACGAGGCCGUCUUCGAAGCAAAAUACAUGAUCGCAGCUUGAGCGCCAGACAGGGAAGAAAUCUCACGCGUGAGACCAGUGGAAGUUAAAGCACGAUGGAAUACGUGACAAUUCAUUCCGGGAAAAAACCAUAUAAGUGCGAUCUGUGUAAUGUUGCUUUCUCCUGUCUCAGUGCUGUGAAGAAACACUUGAGAACUCACACGGGAGAAAAACCGUAUAAGUGCGAUUUAUGUGAUGCUGCCUUCUCACAAUUGAGUCAUGUGGGGCGGGCGGGGGGGGGGGGGGGCGGUCAAAAUCUAAAAUCAAAAUCAAUCUAUAAUUAA
Molecule: messenger RNA, 615 nt
Organism: Priapulus caudatus
Lineage: Eukaryota; Metazoa; Priapulida; Priapulimorpha; Priapulimorphida; Priapulidae
Product: putative zinc finger protein 833
Exons: 2
Coding region: 388-615 (75 amino acids)
Biological process (GO): regulation of transcription by RNA polymerase II
Molecular function (GO): DNA-binding transcription factor activity; RNA polymerase II cis-regulatory region sequence-specific DNA binding
Source: RefSeq, a predicted model, not a curated record